Electrophorus electricus (electric eel) is the source of this 1316-nucleotide messenger RNA. It is a transcript of the gene ntmt1, whose product is annotated as N-terminal Xaa-Pro-Lys N-methyltransferase 1. NCBI's taxonomy places the organism in Eukaryota, Metazoa, Chordata, Actinopteri, Gymnotiformes, Gymnotidae. Gene Ontology annotation, biological process: N-terminal protein amino acid methylation. Gene Ontology annotation, molecular function: N-terminal protein N-methyltransferase activity. Gene Ontology annotation, cellular component: cytoplasm. The record is from RefSeq and is a predicted model, not a curated record.
CGGCCGCCUGGUGUACCGGCCUACAGCAAGAACGCCAGUUAGUGUUAGUCAGAUCACACUGGUUUGACAUGACCGACUUUAAGGCUUGACAUUUUUAGGGACAUACGUAGUAACGGGCAAAGAAGUUCAUUAGGCAAUGGAGGACGUCCUCGCUGAGGACGAGCAAGCCUUUUAUUCUAAGGCAGAACAAUAUUGGAAAGAGGUCCCACCCACAGUGGAUGGAAUGCUCGGAGGUUAUGGCAGCAUUUCUAGCAUUGACAUCAACGGUUCCAAAAAGUUCCUGCAGAAAUUCCUUGGGGAGGGCAAGGGAAAGACUAGGCCAGGCUGUGCGUUAGAUUGUGGAGCGGGAAUUGGCCGCAUCACCAAGCGACUGCUCCUGCCGCUGUUCCGCACCGUAGAUCUGGUGGAUGUGACGCAGGAAUUCCUGGACAAAGCUCGCACUUACCUGGGCGAGGAGGGCAAGAGGGUAGAGAACUACAUCUGCUGCGGCCUGCAGGAUUUUCAGCCCCAGACAGGACGUUAUGAUGUAAUCUGGAUCCAGUGGGUCAUUGGUCACCUAACCGAUGACCACUUGGUGGAGUUCCUGCGGCGGUGUCGCAGUGCGCUGCGUCCCGAUGGGCUCAUUGUGGUGAAGGACAACGUGGCCUACGAGGGUGUGGUGCCCGAUGACGUGGACAGCAGCGUGUGCCGGGACCUGGGCGUCUUGCGCCACCUGGUGGCCAGAGCUGGACUUACAGUUGUCCACGAGGAGCAACAGCAGAACUUCCCAGAGGAGAUCUACCAGGUCCAUACGCUAGCCCUUAGAUAGGAGCUGUGCACCUGAGUGAAAGCUCGAACGUGUUAACAAGAUUGUCCCUUGCUGCCAUUGUCAUUGCAGUUUCAAGUUCCAAGAUGGGAAUGUCACAACAGGAUCAAUAUGUAUCUGUAUCAAAGCUUGGGAUUUUAACAACGGAGAUUUUAGGAGUCCUCUGUGCACACAGACUCCUAUAUACUACUGCUAUCAGGGAUAUUGGACUAUGUCAGAUUACAGUAGUAGGUCAUAUAAGCAUUUAGGAAAUCUAAAUGUCUUUGGCCUAUUUUUUUUAAGAGCUAUGUUUGUGGAAGUGCCCUUGUUUGCAUUCAUUGGAAUGAGACUUGAUAGUGUCGGCCCAUCUGAGAUUAGCCCUACUGUGUGUGUGUGAUUAUGGGACUGAGCAAUAAAACCUUGACGAGUCUAGGAGUAUGUUUUGUACAUAACUUAUUUAGGGACUUAAAAGUAUAUGCACGUAUUGUUUACUGUGAGUUUGCACAGAAAAUAAACAGCUUUGUAGAUAUAA